AUGACCCCAAACAACGAAACAACGGUUGAGUUGCCGCGAGGCGAAGCAUUCGAGACGCAGACGGACAAUGAGGCUGUUGAGCAUCUGACAAACGUCACCUCUAUCGAGCCAGUACCUCUCAAUGGCGGCUACGCCUGGGUUUGCACACUCUGCGUCUUCCUCGUCAACUCGCAUACAUGGGGUAUCAACAGUUCCUGGGCUGUCAUCAUGGCACAUUACUCUAAUGAGUCGACCGACUUGAAAACCUCCCACUUCGAAUACGCCAUCAUCGGCGGUCUGUCCAUCUCUCAGGUCCUGCUCUGCUCGCCCGUCGCGACCCAGUGCCACAAGCACCUUGGCAUGCGCGCUACUAUGCUUAUCGGCUCCUUCAUCAUCUUCGUCUCCCUCCUAAGCUCCUCCUUCGUCACAAAAGUAUGGCAGCUCGUUCUCGCCCAAGGCAUGUGUUUCGGCUGGGGCAUGGGUUUCCUCUAUAUCCCUGCCUCGUCGUCUUGCCCCCUUGGCAUCGGCGGCCUCAUAUACAGUCUCGUCACCAAAACGGCCAUAGACCGCUUCGGCGUGCACUGGACGUACCGUAUCCUCGCCGUCUGCGCCCUCAUUGCCAACGUCGUUGCGAGCCUCUUCCUUCGCGAGACGGGCGGCAAGGCGCGCCGCGUCGCACGCCGCGACGAGCUACGCUUCAACCCCCGCGACUUUGGCCGCGUCGAGGUUCUCCUCGUCAUGAUCUGGGGCAUCGCCACCGAGCUCGGCUACAUAGUUCUCCUCUACUCGCUGCCCAGCUACGCCGCGUCGGUAGGCAUGACGCCCACCCAGGGCUCCGUCGCCAACGCGCUGCUCAACCUCGGCCUCGGCCUCGGCCGCCCCCUCGUCAGCUACUUCAGCGACACCGUCGGCAGGAUCAACAUGGCCAUGCUCAUGACGGCCCUGUGCGCCGUCUUCUGUUUCGCGCUGUGGAUCCCCGCGCAGGGUUUCGCGCUACUGGGCGUGUUCGCUGUGCUCGCCGGCGCCACGUGCGGCACCUUCUGGGGCACCAUCACGCCCGUGCUUGUCGAGGUUGUCGGCAUGAAGAAGAUGGCCGGCACCUUUGGCGUCGUCUGCCUGUCCAUGGUGCUGCCCACGACCUUUGCCGAGGUCGCUGCCAUUGAAAUGUCGGUUGGGUCCGACGGCAAGGACUUCACUUCGGCGCAGGUCUUUGUCGCCUUCAUGUUCGUCGCCGGCGCCUUGAGCGUGUGGAUGCUCCGCAGCUGGAAGAUAUUCGACUCAGAGACAGAGCGGCCGGUGGCUCCGGCACCACGAUCGAGGUAUGGCGUGUCGUGGUUGGCGCCGAGGUUUCUCUUCCGCCUGUGGCAUGUGUAG
Molecule: messenger RNA, 1353 nt
Organism: Verticillium dahliae VdLs.17
Lineage: Eukaryota; Fungi; Ascomycota; Sordariomycetes; Glomerellales; Plectosphaerellaceae
Product: Esbp6p
Exons: 3
Coding region: 1-1353 (450 amino acids)
Biological process (GO): transmembrane transport
Molecular function (GO): transmembrane transporter activity
Source: RefSeq, a predicted model, not a curated record